Messenger RNA from Arabidopsis lyrata subsp. lyrata, 954 nucleotides. RefSeq names its product ABC transporter F family member 4. The transcript is spliced from 2 exons. Lineage: Eukaryota; Viridiplantae; Streptophyta; Magnoliopsida; Brassicales; Brassicaceae. The record is from RefSeq and is a predicted model, not a curated record. Bases 1 to 954 code for a protein of 317 amino acids. Gene Ontology annotation, molecular function: ATP binding; ATP hydrolysis activity.
AUGGGUAAGAAGAAGUCAGAGGAGAUAGUUGCUAUGAGGAAUGGGAAGAAGGAGAAAGUUUCCGUGAUUAUCCUCCUAGCUAAUCAUGAUCAAGAAGACGAAGAAGACCUAGGCGUUUCUGAUGAGAAACAGAGACAGAUGCAUGCAAAUGAAAAGCAACUGGAUUUCUCUGUGACUCCUAAGAAAAAAAUGAAGGCAAAGAGUCACCUGGCUGCAGAGAUGGAAAAGAGGGAGGCCCGUCCUCUUCUGCAGUUGAUUGAGGUUAGCUUCUGCUACCCAAACAAGUCAAGAUUCAGGCUCUCAAAUGUGGAUUUAGGUAUAGAUAUGGGGACACGAGUAGCGAUAGUUGGGCCUAACGGAGCUGGAAAGUCGACUCUUUUGAAUCUUAUUGCGGGAGAUUUAGUUCCGACUGAGGGUGAAGUGAGAAGAAGCCAGAAGCUGAGGAUCGGCAGGUACUCGCAGCACUUUGUUGAUCAGUUAUCAAUGUGGGAGACACCGGUUGAGUAUCUUCUUCGUCUGUAUCCUGACCAAGAGGGAUGUAGCAAACAAGAGGCGGUGCGUGCAAAACUGGGCAAGUUUGGGCUAACAGGUGAAAACCAUUCAACUCCAACUGCGAAAUUGUCUGGAGGACAAAAGGCUAGGGUUGUGUUAACCUCAAUCUCAAUGUCGAAGCCACACAUUUUGCUUCUUGACGAGCCAACAAAUCACCUCGACAUGCAGACGAUAGAUGCCUUGGCGGAUGCACUAGAUGAGUUCAAAGGAGGAGUUGUGUUGGUGAGCCACGACUCGAGACUCAUAAGCCGUGUCUGUGAGGAUGAGGAGAAGAGUGAAAUUUGGCUUGUGGAAAACGGGACAGUGACUUUCUUCCGAGGCACGUUUGAAGAGUACAAAGAAGAACUCAUUGGAGAAAUCAAAGCAGAGGUUGAUGAGUUAACUUCUCUUGUUGGCUGCUAA